AUGGAAGACGAAGCUGGUGGCAUCACGACUGAGAAUUAUUGCGAGAAUCAGAUGGCAAGUGGUGGCGCUGUCUUGGCAUUGCACGAAAGAAAUGGCGAAGGUAUGGAAUCUAGCGCACACGAUUACUUCCUCAGAAGGUACAAUGAGGGCCCAAGUCGCAAUUGUUCAGCUGAUUACGAAAAUACGAAUGCGUUCGAUGAUAUCGAGGCAAGGAUUCCUUUGGAGAAGGAUCAGACACGAGAGCAACUGGAUGAGCGGUUGAAUAAUACCGAUUCAAUAUUACGCUUAAAUAUUGGUGGAACGAGCUAUCGAAUACGGACUCAGUCUAUAUUCAGACAUGGUCCACGAUCAUUGCUAGGUAAAUUUGUUCGCGUUGAUCAUGAACUCAGGAAGCAGUGGGCUGAUUGGUAUUUUGAAGAAUCGGACGAGUAUUUUUUCGAACGAGUUCCAAGGUACAUCUUUUUGAUGAAAAAUCCUUCAGCUGGCUCUUAG
Gongylonema pulchrum is the source of this 492-nucleotide messenger RNA. NCBI's taxonomy places the organism in Eukaryota, Metazoa, Nematoda, Chromadorea, Rhabditida, Gongylonematidae. The record is from the annotation of a GenBank genome assembly.